Drosophila arizonae is the source of this 1821-nucleotide messenger RNA. RefSeq names its product aristaless related homeobox (gene al). Gene Ontology annotation, molecular function: DNA-binding transcription factor activity, RNA polymerase II-specific; RNA polymerase II transcription regulatory region sequence-specific DNA binding. NCBI's taxonomy places the organism in Eukaryota, Metazoa, Arthropoda, Insecta, Diptera, Drosophilidae. Gene Ontology annotation, biological process: regulation of transcription by RNA polymerase II. The record is from RefSeq and is a predicted model, not a curated record.
CUGCUCUUUGUGUAGUUCGCUUGCGGCACUGACGGAGCCCGGUCAUCAGAAGCCGUCGUCGCGCUUAACCCGAGUGUGUUUCAGCCGCAGUUCUUCUACGUGUGUGCCUGCAUGCUUGUGUGUGUAUGUGUGCGUAUGUGUGAGUGUACGGAAAAGUGCCUUAACAAUAGCCGAAAUUUAAGAUCUUGUUACGUGAUUAAAUGCAAUAUAAAAUCUAGUUGGAGUGCUGCUUAGCCGUGGACUUGACAACAAUUGGAGCAGGGCUUCUGUGCAAAGACCGUCGGCAACUUCUCUUGGAUAGUGUGCUUUGAAUUAUUAAAUACCUUAACACAAAAUAAAUAAAUAAAUAAACCAUCAAGAUUGCAAAAGGCGUCCAAAGAUCACAGCAGAGAAAUCAAAUAUUUAAAAUUUAAAUAUAUAAAAAUUUAUAAUAGAAGCUGCCCGCUGGUAACUUGGCCGACUUGCUGGCUUUUGGAUUAUGGGCAUAUCGGAGGAGGUCAAGCUGGAGGAACUACCGCAAGAAGCCAAGCUAGCACACCCACAUCCGGAUGCCGUGGCCGAACGUGGUGUGGCAUCAGCCGCGGUCUCAGCUUCUGGUGCGGUGCCUAGCGGCGCCAGCGGCGGCACCAACAGCCCCAUCUCGGACCCCAACAGCGACUGCGAGGCGGACGAAUAUGCGCCCAAGCGCAAGCAGCGCAGGUAUAGAACCACAUUCACCAGCUUUCAGCUGGAGGAGCUGGAGAAGGCCUUCUCGCGCACCCAUUACCCCGACGUAUUUACGAGGGAAGAGCUGGCGAUGAAAAUUGGAUUAACCGAGGCGCGGAUUCAGGUCUGGUUCCAGAAUCGGCGCGCCAAGUGGCGCAAGCAGGAGAAGGUUGGACCUCAGUCACAUCCAUACAAUCCGUAUCUGCCCAGCGGCGCGGCGAGCAUGCAAACUGUGGUGGGUGCCGCCCUGCCGCCCAAUCCGUUUACCCAUUUGGGCUUCCAGCUGCGUAAGCCAUUCGAUUCGCCCGCCAAUUUGGCCGCCUUUCGCUAUCCGCACUUGUCGGCGGCUCCAAUGAUACCAUCCGGCUACUUCAAUCAGUUCCAGCGUGCACCGCCGCACAUGCUGCCGCCGGGCAUGGCAUCGAUGUAUUCGCCCUCGAGCUCCUUUCAGUCGCUGCUGGCCAAUAUGACGGCUGUGCCGCAUAGCCGUGCGCCGCCCAUGCCCACCCUGGCCGCCAAGCCGCCGAUGCUGGUGGGCUCGCCUGAUAUGCAUUCGCCCAACAAUCAUAUGAUGGCCUCGCCGCCCAACUCGCCCAGCUCGCAGCUGUCGCAGUCGGCGCCAGUGACGCCCUCGCAGCAACCGCCCCCACCGCCGGCGCAGCUGUCGCCACAGCAGCUAGUUGGCAUCUCGCUGACGCAUCAGGCGCCGCCCGCCGGCUCGCCCACACAAACGGCGCCUGUCGCCCUGACCUUGGCUCACGCGCACUCGCACUCGCAUUCACAUACGCAUUCGCAUUCGCACUCACCGCAACGGCAGCUGGCGCAGCCAACACGAUCCGCCACGCCGCCCGAGGAUCGACGCACCUCGUCCAUAGCUGCGCUGCGGCUUAAAGCGCGCGAGCACGAACUCAAGCUGGAGCUGCUGCGGCAGAAUGGCCACAGUGGCGAUGUGGUUAGCUAGCCAAGCAGCAAUAUAAUUCAAUUGGUUAACUGUAGUUCUAAGCCCUUAAGUUAUUCGAAAACGGACCUUGCAUCUUAUGUUUGUAAAAGAAUUCACGGAUUUUCCAUUAAUAAAAUCAAGCACAGACGUCAAAGUGUUUGUGAUAUACACAGAAA